Molecule: messenger RNA, 3547 nt
Organism: Siniperca chuatsi (mandarin fish)
Lineage: Eukaryota; Metazoa; Chordata; Actinopteri; Centrarchiformes; Sinipercidae
Product: serine/arginine repetitive matrix protein 1-like
Exons: 2
Coding region: 99-3224 (1041 amino acids)
Source: RefSeq, a predicted model, not a curated record
AAGACAUUCUACAGGAGGGAGUUCACUAAGUGGAGAUCAGUUCAGGUCACACAGUCUAACGUUACAAUAAGAAAAAGUACUUUCUAAGAGACGUGAAAAUGAAUUUCCAGAGUUUGUGUCCGUAUGGACUGAAGAGCAUAAUGGAGUGUAUUUCCAGAGCGACACUCCUCUCUCAACCUACCGACAUCCCCGACUUUUUAUUCCAGUAUAUGUCGGAGCUGAUCAGCUUUAGAAGAUCUCACCCAGAAGCUGAUCCCAAGGUGGUUUCUUUCCGCUACCAAGAGCUGUGGGAAAAAAAAUUCCUGAGAAACAUGAAGGGAACAACAGAGACUCCAAUCGCCACCACAGAAAAGUCUGCAGCAGCACCACAAGUUCCAUCUCAGGCCGAGAUAGAUGAGGCUCUAAAGGAGAAAUUGGGAACAAAAAAAAAAACAGGAAAAGACAAGAAGCCCUCUACAACUCCCAUGUAUUCACCACCAACACCACCUCCCCUUGUUGGAAGACAGUUUGGGAAGAACGUACCAACAACUGUCCAUAUUGUUAAAGCAGAAGGAAAGCCUGCACCACCUCCCUGUGAUGUCAGCAUGAAGACACGUAGAGUGUCCUCAGUGAGGAUUGCUAGUCCACAGCAGAGCAAAGAAACCACUGAUGACGUAAAGAAAAUGCCAGAAACACACCAACGCAUGCUGAAACCAAUUCUAAAACAAUCCUCAACACCUACAGAUGUGUCAGCUUCAAAAUCCAUUGCAGCCAGUAAGCCCUCCAAACUUCCCAGUAGCCCGGUGCCCAUGAUUACACAAAACCUUGUUCUCCCACCUAUUCCACAGAAGAAAACCAGAGGAGACCAGAUAUCUGUGGUCCAAGGUAACGGUGUGUCCCCUAAACCUUGGAAAGGGUCACCAAUAAACAGGGAGGUGGUGUCAGAAGAGACCAGUAGCAGGUCUCCAGUAUGCACAGCAAUGGGGCCAAUAAAGGCAAAAGCAGAACCUAAAGGAGCCAGUGUACCAAGGCCAGAAAGCACUCAAGAACCAAGGGAACCAGAAACAGAGAGCACUAGUGCAGGACGUACAACACCAAAGGUCCAGGAGCCAGAGAAGAAGAAUGGGAUUCAACCUAACAGGCCACCAGAGAAGACCAGAGCACUGGGGCUAAUAAAGACAAAGCCAAAUCCUAAAGGAGCCAGUGUACCACUGCCUGAAAGCACUCAAGAACCAAGGGAACCAGAAACAGAGAGCACUAGUGCAGGACGUACAACACCAAAGGUCCAGCAGCCAGAGAAGAAGAUUGGGAUUCAGCCGAACAGGCCACCAGAGAAGACCAGAGCACUGGGGCCAAUAAAGACAAAGUCAAAACCUAAAGGAGCCAGUGUACCUCUGCCAGAAAGCACUCAAGAACCAAGGGAACCAGAAACAGAGAGCACUAGUGCAGGACGUACAACACCAAAGGUCCAGCAGCCAGAGAAGAAGAUUGGGAUUCAGCCGAACAGGCUACCAGAGAAGACCAGAGCACUGGGGCCAAUAAAGACAAAGCCAAAACCUAAAGGAGCCAGUGUACCACUGCCAGAAAGCACUCAAGAACCAAGGGAACCAGAAACAGAGAGCACUAGUGAAGGACGUACAACACCAAAGGUCCAGCAGCCAGAGAAGAAGAUUGGGAUUCAGCCUAACAGGCCACCAGAGACCAGAACACUGGGGCCAAUAAAGACAAAGCCAAAUCCUAAAGGAGCCAGUGCACCACGGCCAGAAAGCACUCAAGAACCAAGGGAACCCGAAACAGAGAGCACUAGUGCAGGACGUACAACACCAAAGGUCCAGGAGCCAGAGAAGAAGAACAGGAUUCAGCCUAACAGGCCACCAGAGACCAGAACACUGGGGCCAAUAAAGACAAAGCCAAAUCCUAAAGGAGCCAGUGCACCACGGCCAGAAAGCACUCAAGAACCAAGGGAACCAGAAACAGAGAGCACUAGUGCAGGACGUACAACACCAAAGGUCCAGGAGCCAGAGAAGAAGAACAGGAUUCAGCCUAACAGGCCACCAGAGACCAGAGCACUGGGGCCACUAAAGACAAAGCCAAAUCCUAAAGGAGCCAGUGUACCACUGCCAGAAAGCACUCAAGAACCAAGGGAACCAGAAACAGAGAGCACUAGUGCAGGACGUACAACACCAAAGGUCCAGCAGCCAGAGAAGAAGAACAGGAUUCAGCCUAACAGGCCACCAGAGACCAGAGCACUGGGGCCACUAAAGCCAAAGCCAAAUCCUAAAGGAGCCAGUGUACCACUGCCAGAAAGCACUCAAGAACCAAGGGAACCAGAAACAGAGAGCACUAGUGCAGGACGUACAACACCAAAGGUCCAGGAGCCAGAGAAGAACAGGAUUCAGCCUAACAGGCCACCAGAGAAGACCAGAGCACUGGGGCCAAUAAAGACAAAGCCAAAACCUAAAGGGGCCAGUGUACCACGGCCAGAAAGCACUCAAGAACCAAGGGAACCAGAAACAGAGAGCACUAGUGCAGGACGUACAACACCAAAGGUCCAGCAGCCAGAGAAGAAGAUUGGGAUUCAGCCUAACAGGCUACCAGAGAAGACCAGAGCACUGGGGCCAAUAAAGGCAGAUCCAAAACCUAAAGGAGCCAGCGUACCACUGCCAGAAAGCACUCAAGAACCAAGGGAACCCGAAACAGAGAGCACUAGUGCAGGACGUACAACACCAAAGGUCCAGGAGCCAGAGAAGAAGAACGGGAUUCAGCCUAACAGGCCACCAGAGAAGACCAGAGCACCGGGGCCAAUAAAGACAAAGCCAAAUCUUAAAGGAGCCAGUGUACUAAGGCCAAAAAGCACUCAAACACCAAGGGAACCAGAAACAGAGAGCACUAGUGCAGGACUUAUAACACCAAAGGUCCAGGAGCCAGAGAAGAACUGGAUUCAGCCUAACAGGCCACCAGAGAAGACCAGAGGACGGAGGGUACUGUGGGCAGAGAGGGCAAGAGUAAAGCCAAUAGUAGACAGGACAAUUGGAGGCAUUCAGGGUACAGCCUUCAGUAGACCAGUUUCUGUAGCAGAGGGCACAAACAAUCUGAAUCUAGCACCCCUUAGCUCCUCUAGCCACACUUGCCCUCAUUUACAGCAAUGUAUCCAUAUCAUAAGAUACAGGCGCAUGCAGGUAAGAUCCUCAUCUUUAGGCCACAGUCGUCCUUCAGUAAACUCACAUGAUCACUAUGGAUUAUAAUGAGGACUCCAACAACAGAAAUACUAAUGACCCCACAGUGAUUUUGAAAUGCCAGAAAAAUUCAGCUGAACUAAACUAAUGUCACGUUGCCUACCAUGCACCCAUCAGCCUUGGAAGGGGGUCCCCUCUUGUGUGAUCCUUCACAAGGUUUCUUCCAUCUUUACCUGUUAAAGGGUUUUGGGGGGAGUUUUUCCUUGCCCGCUUGAGGGGGGGUGGCCUUAUCACGUGGGUUUUGUGUGACUUAGUUAAAUAAGUAAUAGUUAAUAAAAGUUAAAUGAGUUCUGUUUAAAUUAAUAAAACCAAAUAAAAAUCAAUAAAAUAAA